Messenger RNA from Malaya genurostris, 577 nucleotides. RefSeq lists its product as uncharacterized. The transcript has 2 exons. The record is from RefSeq and is a predicted model, not a curated record. Lineage: Eukaryota; Metazoa; Arthropoda; Insecta; Diptera; Culicidae. Bases 16 to 489 code for a protein of 157 amino acids.
CAUGAAUAAAACAGAAUGGAGCAUACCAAGUUGAUCGUUAUACUUUUGUGUUCAUUAAUUUUACUGGAAACUGAAAUCGAAUGCAAGAAAUACAACUAUGAUUUCGAUUUGAAUGAAUUGCAAUGCACGGGGAACAAGACAUACGAGAAAGUGGUGCUCUCGGGUUACCGACCCAUGUUCAGCAGUGACAACAAGCGGGACUACAGCGAUAUCUUGCACAAAAAAUUGUACACGUUGCAGGAUUUUCUCGACAACCGAGCCCCGUACGUCACGGUCGGAAUGGAUCCGAAGUUGAACAUUCCGUACGGGAGAUCAAUCUGCAUCCCAGAGCUGAACAUUCAUUUCCGACGCAACAUAAAGCUACAGGUCCGGGAUACCCACGAAGACUUAACCGGUGGAGGCUAUCGGCGAGUUGACAUCUGCGUUCGUACGCAGGCCGACAGUUUCGAUGACAUCGUAAAUCUAUUGGAAGCAAGUGUAGUAUUCUAGACGGAAAUUCCAGGAAAUAUUUAACAGACCGUGAUUCAAACGGAUUAAAGUUUGCAAUCGAUUGGUGUUUCUAUUUGUGGUAGUAAAA